Molecule: messenger RNA, 1857 nt
Organism: Lolium rigidum
Lineage: Eukaryota; Viridiplantae; Streptophyta; Magnoliopsida; Poales; Poaceae
Exons: 5
Coding region: 206-736 (176 amino acids)
Source: RefSeq, a predicted model, not a curated record
GGCCCACAGAAACCCCCCCGCCGCCGCCGAUUCGCCGGCGACUUCAGCAGCAGCUCCCCGCGCAAUCACCCCGGAAUCUUCGUACCGGUCGAGCGAAUUCGCGGCGGAGCUGAUCCGGCUACAGACCUACGCGGCGUUGAGCCUGCUGGCGACGACGGCUGCCGCGUACCACGCGUUCAACACGCGGGACCAGUUCUACCCGGCGAUGGCGCACCUCUCGGCCUCCAAGUUCAUGAUUCGAACAAACAGCUACCUCUUGGACCCAUGUAGUGAUAAUAGACAAAAGAAUCAUGAUUCGCCAGUAUGUGUUUAUGAGGAUAUGUUUAAUGAUAUACUUUUCCUGAAGAGAAUGCGAUUCAUUCUGCUAAACAUCAAAUCUUCAUUUGCUGCAACGUGCUCAAGUGAAGAACUUGAAGUGCCACGGCCGUCUUUCGAGUCUGCCGCAGCGCGUCCGACUACGAUUCUGUCUGGACCCCAACACCCCAAGCUCGGGCCCUCCUUGAUCCUGCCACACCCGCCUCCCUUCGACCUCAACAGGAGCUCACCACCACAUCUCUGCCUCAUGUGCUUCACAUCUUCCACCCACGCCGCCUCUGCUGUAUCAUCCCCAAGUACAUCAUGGACUGGCCUGGUGGGCUCGACAUAUCCCUACGCUGACGAUCUUGGUCGAUUAGAUCUCAUGUCGUCCAGAUCAUUAGAUCGAGGAGGCAACACGACUGGAUAUUGGAGAAGAUGAAUUCGGCAGUGUACCAUAGACAGACCGACAUGUGGCUUGCGCCCCCCGAUGCCCACCACCACAUCUCUGCCUCAUGUGCUUCACCUGAGUUGCAACUGUAAGCUGCUGCUGCAGUAGUCACCCGCCCACCGCCCACCACAGGUAUACCCUCUUUCUCUCUCAUUAAUUUGCCAUCUACUUUCAUGAUGUUUUGGCACCCCAAUCCUGCAAGUAUCUCUGUCCAAUCUGCAGCAACAAGUAUGUCAUCACAAGUACAAUACGGUGACAAUGUAUGCGUGUGUUCUUGUGCUUGCUGCCUAAAACAUGUUCGAUGAAAUGUCUCAAUGGCUUUGCUCAAGUUUAUGUUGCUCCAUUCAGCGGCGUUGAUAGGUCCAAGCCCCCAAGCCAUUUCAACUUCAGAGGACUAAGCAAGCAGUCGAGUGCAGCAAUGAUGGCCAAGCGAGCUUAUCGUGUUGUUCUCACCUUCUUGUAGACAACGAGGAUGGAGAUGCGUGGAAAGGCAUUGGAGAUAUCAUGGGAAAGGCGGGCACCCUGGAAGUUCUCGCUGCUGAGUUCACUAGACUAAUUAUAAGUUUCCCCAUGCAUAAUUUUUCUAGAAAAUAUUUCCAUAUACUAAAGUGUGCUAAAUAUUUUUGAGCAUCCAGAAACCUUGCUACAGGUGGAAACAUAGCCUCCCAUGCAUGCAUUUUCCUUUUCUAAUUAUAAUGGCCUUCUCAGAUUCGUUUUGAGAGCAAUGCAGCAUGUGCGUGGACGUGCUCGCCGGCAAUGAUAUGAAGUGCCCCGGCAAGGAAGGCUCUGCCUACAGGCGCGCCUGCGAGUUCACACACUCCGAGGUUGGUCUGGACGAAGUGGCGAGAACGGCAGGCAGGCAGGCCUGGUCGACUUACAAUUUGAUUUAAUAGAACACACUGAUGCGUAGGCUCUGAUGGAGGGACUCUGGUGACUCAUCUAGCUAAUUAAUUCAGUUUUGGAGUGUGCAUUAGUCAAGGUAUGUAACCCAGUAGAUUGCUUCAGUUCCAAAUUGACUCUUAUAACUAGGUUCUUUUGCUUUAACUGAUUAAGUUCAGUUCAUAGAAAGAUGGCAAUCUAUAUCAGUCAAGGUGCGAGUGUGCUUUUAUGUU